ACCCUUUCAACUACUUCCUUUCUGUCAACUCACCUCACGCGUCUACUGUCGACUUACCGUAUCUAUAUUAACUCUCAGUCUCCCUACUUUUCUGUUUCUCUUGGGUCUUAGGUCCACUCUCGACGUUGUUGUGAUCUCAUGGCCGAAGUCGUGAACGCUAUCGUUGCCUUUGCUGUCAUCAUCUUCAUCUUCCGCUGGGUCACGUCUCCGAGCGCAGAGUCAUCUGGAGAUGUGGCUGCUGCGAGGGCGCUUAAGUUCAAGCCCAAGAAAGUGUCGGACGAGAUGACGAACCAGAUAUGUGGCAUGUUCCCGGAUAUACCGCGAGAAAACGUGCAUUAUGAUCUGUUGCGUACGGGGUCGGUGGAGCGGACGACAGAGAAGAUUUUAGAACGGGGAUUCCUCGACGCACCACCACCAGCCUAUUUCACAAUAUAUCCCCGCCAACCCGCCCCAACAGCCCCGCAAGCCCGCCCAGGCGCCACACCAACCGGCUUAGCGUCCUCCUCAGCAUCCGCCUCCCGUAAAUCCGAAACCCUCAUCUCGCGGUUCAAGCUCGAACAGCGGGCCGCAGAACUGGAGAAACAGGAGCAGGCGAGGAAGGUGGCGUUGGAGCUCGAGGAGGCUGGAGGCAAGGCCGCGUGGGAGGAUACGGCUGAGAAGAGGGAGAGGAGUUUGAGGGAGAGGAAGGAGAGGAUGAUCCUUGCUGCGAGACAGAGAAUGCUGGAGAAGCAGCAGCAGCAGGCGGCGACACAAUCAUGAUAAUGCUAGGGCCUCUUCGUAAAAGGGCUGGCGCUGGAUUUGCAUAUGUCUUGUUCUCACCGAUGUCUCUUAAGCUUAGGCUCUAGUGAAUAUAUGGGAGUUGCCUCCGUACAACGGUUUCGAC
Messenger RNA from Stereum hirsutum FP-91666 SS1, 883 nucleotides. RefSeq lists its product as uncharacterized. Gene Ontology annotation, molecular function: ubiquitin binding. The record is from RefSeq and is a predicted model, not a curated record. The coding region runs from base 139 to 759 and encodes 206 amino acids. The transcript is spliced from 6 exons. Lineage: Eukaryota; Fungi; Basidiomycota; Agaricomycetes; Russulales; Stereaceae.